AUGGGUAGUGGUAGAGCUGCCAUGAAGAGGCCUGCUUCCAAGAGUGUGGCCAUGAAGAAGGUAGUGAAACCGAAGAGCAAGGCAGCAGCCAAAGGAGCUAGGGCCAAAAAGAAACCAGCUGGACAGACUGGUGGGAAGAACCGGGGCCUUCUCAAGAAGCCUGCCAAUGCUGACCCUGAAGCAGAGAAGGUGGCAGAGGAAGGAGAAGAGGAGGAAGCCUUUUCAGAUGAUGAGGUGGUGAACCCCAAAGUGACAGCAAAGAACUUGAAGACCCACCAGCAGCUCCUGGCUGCCAAGCUCUGCAGUGCCAAGGAGAUUGACAAGGCCUUGGCUAACUUGCCAGCAAAUGAGGCCCAGGUUCUGUGGAAGAAAUUCAAAAAACAAAGGCAGCUGGCUGGAGAAGAUGCUAGCUACAAGGAUGUGACCAAAGGGCUGGGCAGCCAAGAGAAGAAGCACCAGCUUCUCAGGUCCUUCAUCCUGGACAAGGGCAGCAUUGGAAAGAACUACAAGACUGCCAUGUUGACCUUUGGCAAAGAAGAGAAAGGUGGAGAGGCCAAGCUGAAGGCAGGAACCAUGAAGUUCAGGAAGAGCCCCAGUGACCCCAGGUUCUUUGAGUUCCUGGACAGUACUGAAUACUACAAGUGGAGCCAAACAAAGAAGAGAAGAACUGAGUACUCCACUGACAAGCACAAGGCCAGCAAGGAUGACUGGCUCAGCAUGGAGAAUUUGUCCCUGGAGGACAUUGGGGAGGGCAGCUUUGGCCUUUCUGGAAAUUUGGAUGACAUGGAGAUGGAGCCUGAGCUCAAAGACUUCUUCCAGAAGCAGCUGGCAGUCAAAGACCUAGAUGAGGACCGAAAAAAGGAUGAGAACAAGAAACCUGAGGAGAAGAAAAAUGAAGACAAGAGGCCUAAGUGGGAGGAGAUGAGCCAGGUCAGCAAGACAGACAACAAGGACUCCCUGCUGAAGAAGCUUCUGGCCUUCAAGACUGAGCUCUGCAAAGAUGAAGCGACACUGCAAGAGGCCAGGCUGGAAGCCAAAGGCAAGUCUUCAAAUAAGGAUGAUUUGAAGAUUCUGCAAUCAGCACUGACAGCACUGCAGGCCAGCCAGAAAAAGAUUGAGAAGGUCAUCUCAGGAGGCUGCAAGAAGGAAGCUGCCAAGGAAGCUUUGCUUGACAGCUUUGCUGCCUUGGAGAAAGGAAAGAAGUGCAAGAAGCUCUUUGUGCCCACUAAGAAGAAGACUGGUGAUGGUGAAGACUAA
This is a messenger RNA of Cladocopium goreaui, 1257 nucleotides long. The record is from the annotation of a GenBank genome assembly. NCBI's taxonomy places the organism in Eukaryota, Dinophyceae, Suessiales, Symbiodiniaceae.